Molecule: messenger RNA, 7776 nt
Organism: Ostrinia nubilalis (European corn borer)
Lineage: Eukaryota; Metazoa; Arthropoda; Insecta; Lepidoptera; Crambidae
Gene: subdued
Product: anoctamin-1
Exons: 21
Coding region: 298-3441 (1047 amino acids)
Biological process (GO): chloride transmembrane transport
Cellular component (GO): plasma membrane
Molecular function (GO): chloride channel activity; protein dimerization activity
Source: RefSeq, a predicted model, not a curated record
CUUCCCCCCAGCCCCUUCACUUCACUCCCCUUUGGUCUCUCUCCCUUCAUCUCUUCAUUCGCGCAUUCAUCACGUUAGAAUUUAUUUUUAUCGAGGGUAUUUUGUUAACAAUAAUCACAUUCAUUUCAUAGUACUCCACGUUAACUUCCCUGUAACAUGAUAUAAUUUUAAAUAUUUGCGCGUGGGACUGUCAAAGUUACCGGAUGAAUCUGGUGCUAGGUUGUGACUCAGAAGAAGGAUUUUGAAGACUACAGUGCAUUUUAGUGUUACGGAAAUUACAUCUGGUUGUUGUAUGUGAUGUCCGACGGAGAUCCAUCGCUUGAAGAGGACGUUCCCAAGCCUCUGUUGGUAAAUGUGGAGGAGAAUGUGUUUACCCCGAAGAUAACUACCCCUAUUUACGCGGGCGGUGUAAAAUUACAUCACAAGAGAUCUGACGCAGGCGAGACGGAGUCUUUCCUGACUGAAGCCCAGCGCAAUGACCUCGCCUUCCAGCAACUCUUCCAAAGUGGAGAUGACGAAUUUCACGAGACAGAGAAGGCGCGGGAGGAGAAAAUCGCGGACCUUCAGGCCAUGUCCGUCCUGAGCAUGUACCACGACAACAUGUCCCAAGACAUGAACACCGACCGGGACAACGGUAGCGAAGCGUCCACCAGGCCAGCAGAGGAGUGUAUCUGCGGCGGACCUCCCGACGUCGGCAAUGGCAAACCCUCGGACAACCAUUGCUCGAUAGUGAUGGGCGGAGUCCUCCACAAUCCCUCUCUGACCUUCACCGAUGGGGUGAAGACGGUAGACUACGUGUUGGUCUGGGAGGCCGGCAAAGAGGACGCGAGGAAACCCGAGGCGGUGGAACAGAGGAGGAUAUUUGAGGAGAACCUGGAACUCGAGGGGUUAGCGCUGGAGAGGGCCGCGCCGGAUAACCUUUACGGACUGAACUUUGUUAAGAUACAUGCGCCCGUACAAGUUCUGAAAGAUUAUAGUGAAAUAUUAAAAUUAAGGAUGCCAAUGAAGGAAUGCAGUAAGAUACGAAAAGGUGGGAAGACGAAUAAGAUACUGAAUGCUGCACUGUAUAUGUCUAAGUUCUCAGCCCUUAAAGAUGUGCACGAAAAGACUAACAGUCUGCUGGACAAAGUGGAGGGCUGUUGGGAUAGCUUCAUGAACACAAUCAGGGUGGACCCAGUAAAGUUCCCUGAGAAGAGACACCGCCUCACUGCCAUUUAUUCUAAGGACAAGGAGUACUUAUUCGAUACAAGUUCCCCAUGUUUCUGGACUCCGUCGAUCCGUUCUCGCAUAGUCCAGUUCAUCCUGGACCGCAAGAAGUUUUCCAAGGAGCCCGGCGACGACUUCGCAUUCGGCAUCACGAGGCUUAUCAGCAAUAACGUGUAUAGCGCUGCGUAUCCUCUACACGACGGUGAUCUCAAAACUCCUGGCUCAAUGCGGCAUCUGCUAUACACGGAAUGGGCUAGCGUAUCCAAAUGUAUAAAAUACCAGCCGCUCGACUAUAUUAAGGAUUAUUUUGGAGUUAAAAUAGGUUUAUAUUUCGCAUGGCUCGGCUUUUACACGCACAUGCUUAUACCAGCAUCGAUAGUGGGACUUAUAUGUGUGAUAUAUUCUGCGUCUACUGUAUACUCGAAUAAACCUAGCGAAGACGUAUGCAACUACAACUCGACGAUCAAGAUGUGUCCGCUGUGCGACUACCACUGCGACUUUUGGGACCUCAAAGACACGUGCUUGUAUUCCCGCAUCACGUAUCUGUUCGACAACCCGACCACUGUGUUCUUUGCCGUGUUCAUGAGUUUUUGGGGCGCGUGUUUCCUGGAGCUGUGGAAGCGGUACUCGGCGGAGAUGACGCACCGCUGGGACCUGACCGGCUUCGACGUGUACGAGGAGCACCCGCGCCCGCAGUACCUGGCAAGGCUCGCGCACGUCAAGCGGACUGAGCUCAACGUCAUAACGGGCGAGCGGGAGCCCAUGGUUCCGUUCUGGCGCAUGCGUCUCCCCGCCACGCUCAUGUCGUUCAGUAUCGUGGCUCUUCUGAUCCUGAUGGCGCUGGCAGCAGUGCUUGGUGUGGUGCUAUACCGCAUGUCGAUCAUCGGCGCCACGCUGUUGAGGCAAGACAACCGGCUGAUAUCGUACAACCCGAUCAUGUUCACCACGGCCACUGCUGCCUGUAUCAACCUGGUGCUCAUCUGCGUGUUUAAUUAUAUGUAUACCUACCUAGCAGAGUGGCUCACGGAAAAGGAACUCCUGCGCACACAGACAGAGUUCGACGACUCGCUCACGCUCAAGAUUUACCUGCUGCAGUUCGUCAACUACUACGCGUCGAUUUUCUACAUCGCUUUCUUCAAGGGAAAGUAUGUGGGUCGGCCUGGGGACUAUGUGAGGGUAUUCGGCCAGAGACAAGAAGAGUGCGCGCCGGGCGGCUGCUUCGUCGAGCUGUCCAUCCAGCUCGCCAUCAUCAUGGUGGGCAAGCAAUUCAUCAACACCUGCGUGGAGAUGCUCAUGCCCUACCUGCUCAAGUGGUGGAACAUCAUCCGCGCUAUCGGCAGGAAAAACACAAUCAAAAGUCCUAUGCAGUGGGUGAAAGACUUUAAGCUGGUAGACUUCGGGAACAUGGGACUAUUUCCCGAGUAUUUGGAAAUGGUUCUCCAAUACGGCUUCGUAACGAUAUUCGUGGCUGCGUUCCCGCUCGCACCUCUCUUCGCUCUCAUCAACAAUAUUCUGGAAAUGCGCCUCGACGCGAAGAAGUUUCUCACUUGCUACCGCCGUCCCGUGCCGCAAAGAGUCACCGACAUCGGCGUGUGGUACAGGAUACUCGACUCUAUCGGCAAGCUGAGCGUGAUCACUAACGGCUUCAUAAUAGCGUUCACCUCGGACUUCAUCCCACGUCUGGUCUAUUACUUCUCGAAUGGCACGUACGAGAAUUACGUCAACCACACACUUGCCGAGUUUGACGUGACCGUUUUCCACGAGUAUCGGCCUCAGUCCUCCACGUACAAUGAGACGAUGUGCUCCUACCCCGGCUACUGGUACAACGACGGCGAAGACUAUGCGCGAUCUAACUGGUACUGGCACAUCAUCGGCGCGAGGCUCGCUUUCGUCGUCGUGUUUGAGAACGUGGUCGCGCUAGUGACGAUCAUCGUCCGCUGGGCGAUCCCGGACAUGUCGUGCGAGCUUCGCGACCGCAUCCGGCGCGAGGCCUACGUCAUCAACACGUUCAUCCUGGACGAGACGCGUGCGCGCUCGGGCCGGACGGCCGACCGGACGGAGCCGGACACGCCGCAAGAUGAGCGAACGGAAUCGAACUGGAAUCACAUAGCGUCUCUGUCUGGAUCUGAAUUCGAUCUCGCGGCCCACGGCGACCAAAACAACUUGAGAGACAUCGCUAUGCACGUCAUAGCCAACGAAGCGAGGAGCGAAAACCCGCCGCCCGCGCACGUAUAGAUUUACAUUGACCACGCCCCUUGGAUACGUUUCAAGUUAUAGGGUUGUGCGUACGCUAAGUUACGGGUGACGUAGUACGCCGAUGCCAUGUAGUUAUUUACAUUGACUACGCCUCUUGGAUAGCUUCGUUUGAAGUUAUGAGAUUGCGCGUACGCUGAGUUACGGGUGACAUAGUACGCACGAAGGCUGAUUGAGCCUGAUAUACAUUGACCAUGCGUCUUGGAUACACUGUCUACGUUUAAAGUUACACGUGCGUACGCUGUGCUACGAGUCCGCUGUACAACGUACGCACGAAGGCUAAUAGAGCUUGUAUAUUGUGGACAUACGGUGCACAUUUUUUUUUCUCGAGAUGUAAUACGUAUUGAAUCGGGCAGUAAGUAAAUUGUACAUAAUGUAGUAUUUUGUGCUACGUCAUCUUCACCUUUGCGUACGCGCAGCCAACUUUGGAGCCAACCCAUCGUUGCUGCGAUCACACAGGUGUCUGCUUUAAUUCGAUGUUGCGACAAUGGUCAAGCGCAUUCGGCCAACUAUACAAAGGUUCGUAUUCUAUACACUUUGCUCCAUUGACUCAAGACGUCAUGGUUUUUCGUCCACGGCCUAUUUUGACUACACACCUCACUAAGUAGAUGAAUCACAUGGCCUAAGUAUUUUGGGUUCCAGAAUAAUAGCACUUCGAGUUAAUUGACUGAGAAGUGUAAUCUUUAUUUUGCUCAGGCAAAAUAUCGCUCUUAUUUGUUAAGCGGAAGUCGUAGGAUAAGAUAAGAAGGUUUUGGAGUAGGUUCUGUUAAGUCUCGAAGUGAAAUAUCAAAGAAUGCUAAAGGAAAAAUGAUUUUCAACAUUGAUACCUCAUUUCCAUGUCUCGAUUGAUCUAAAUAAAAGUAAAAAUUGUACUUAAAGAUAACAUAUCACGUUCAUAAAGUGACUGAGGAAAUAGACACAACAUUUUUUAAUACUUAUUUAUUGGUACAAAAGUAUAUUAACGUAUUUAAGUUGCUCAUUAAUUGACCAUUUAUUUAUUUCAUUGAAAAAAAAAAUGUUUCUUACUCAGUCACUAAUACUAGUUGCAGAUCUAUAAUAUUUAUACACGCAUCCUUUAUAUCAGUGAACAGAGAGAGAUAAGUUUCGGCAAGUAUUUUACUGCCUUAAUAUUAAAAUUAACGUAUCCUACUAAGAUCAUUGCUAUGCAAUUAUGUUCCUUUUACCAAAGCCUUACAGUCAUAUUUGGCUUGGUAUUCUUCUACAUUUUAUGCCCAGCAGGCAAUCAUUAUUAAGACUAACCCGAAUCUCACAUCAUAGGAUUCAUAUUUACAAAACUGUAUAUUUAUUUUUUGAAAUACAAUACUAAAGCACUGAAGAAAAUGAUAACAAUAUAUCUUUUUUAUUUACAUUUUGAAGGUUGUAAGAGUAUUUGCUAGAAUGUAUGUGGUCUGGCAUCGUGUUCAGUAGGAAUAUAAAUGUUUAAAAUAUAUAUAAAAAGUAAAAGUUUGUAUAAAUUAUACUGAGUUAUUUAAAUGUAGAGAAAUAUCUUGAAACGUAAACGGAACGUUAAAUGUAGAAUUGCCGAUUAUCUUGUACUAUGUUUAAGUAAUUCAGUAUGCUGCGUCGUGUUCAGUAGAAAGAAAAUUUUGUACGCGCAUUGGUACGUUAAUAUUUGGCUUAGUAGUUUCCAAUUUAUGUGUAGGAAAUGCAGACAAGAACAAUGUAUUAAAUCCUCUUUUGCGUAACAGCAGAAUUAUUGAUCAAGUUUUAUGCAUAUUUUGUCAAUAAAAUCUGAUAUUAGGCGAUUAUCACACUGCACCGCGCUCCGCCGCAGUCCGCGUGGCGACAUAUAACGAAUCCCGCGCGCAAACGCGUUGUCAGUGUGUUGUACCGAGCGUGUUUUCUAUACAAACUAAGGUACUUGCUUCUAAUGAUUAAAUCUGUUGUCCCGCGUACCGCGGCGGAGCGCGGUGCAGUGUGAUAAUCGCCUUAAUAUAGGAAUUUAGUAUAUUGUUCUUGUCUGUUAGUUUUUUGAUAGGACAGUUGAGUAGGCAAUCGCUAGCAAAUAUAUGUAUUGUUGGUUGUUUUUAUAAAGUGAUGAUGCUUUUAAAACAAGUUACCUUAUGAGAUAAGAAAAAUUAUUUGCAAUAUUUUAAAGUUAACUAAUCGUGCUUGUUCAAUCAUUGUUAUUGUUUUUUAUGAUAUGUACGAGGGCCGGCUGAUAAGUCCGCGGCCUAAGGUACUUAAUGAAAUAAAAUAAAUGGUUUCUAUUUUUUAUUUUGUAAUAUAAUCUCCCUGAAAAGAAAUACAUUUCUUAAAUCUCGCAUACAAUGCCUUUUACCCACCCAAAAAUUUUUUUUUCAAAAUGACGACCAACCGCAGCUUUAAUUUCGUUGUCAUCUGCAUAUCUCCGGCCCCGUAAGUCCUUUUUCAAAUCGAAAAACAGGAAAAUAUCGCUAGGUAAUAGGUCUUGGCUAUAUGGUGGGUGGUCAAUCUCUGAGAACCCGGUGUCUUUCAGGGCUUGGCCUCGCAACACGUGCGGCGUGAACGGGCGCGUUGUCUUGCGGAAAGAGCAAUCCGCGUGUCAGUUUCCCACGUCAUUUCUGUACAAUAGCCUCGCAAACAUAAAGAAAUAUUCUUCAGCUAUCUGCCACGAUUUAAUUCUUUGGUCAGCCGGAACGAUUUUUUCGACUUUUGAACGUUUCUUUCACUCAGUAUCGUGACAGGGCGGGGGUCGUUUUCACAGGUCUCUCGUCCGUGUUGAAAUAGUCGGGCCCAUUUUUUAACCAUGGUAUAUGAAGGUCCACAAUCCUGAAGAACCAAUGACAUAUCUUCAAAAAUGUCUUUCGGUCUAUUUUCCUUCUUUACGAGGAAUUAUGUCCGCGGCGCGCGGUGUCGAAAUUCCGCAAAUCUCCAGAUUCGGCGGACAUGGUGAUGUCAUUUGUUCGAUAGAAAUUGAACUAUCAGUGCAAACUUAAUAAGUGAUUGCUUUUUAUAAUACUACUGAGUGUCGCAACUAGUGACAUGAGUAACAAGCUAAUUACUCAUCGCUAAGUACCUUAGGCCGCGAAAUUUUCAGCCGCCCCUCGUAUAUUUCCUAUGUCUUUGUCUCGAUUUUAUGAUAAAAUAGUUCUUUGUCCUUCACAUUGUUGUUAAAUUAAGUGAAUUUCGGUGCUGUGUUUUAAUUAACAAUUAAUUUAGCUUCCCUUUGUAAGGCAUUUGCCGCUUGUUGGCUGUUCAUAAUUUGUAAUUAAUUUAAUUAAUACUAGUCAUGUAAUUGUCUCGAGUUGAAGUACCAAAAUAAAGUGUCAGUCGCUUGAAAACCAAAUCGAUGGAGAUGACCAAAAAUUCCAUAAAAUUGUCCAAGACAAUGACUGGUAGAAACUGUUUAGCACAAAAAGAUACCUAGUUAUUAAUUUGAAUAUUUUAACACUUUCGUGGACUUAUCUCAGUAAGUGGGUGUAUAUCGGGAUAAAACAUACCACUGAAAUAAAAACCUCCUAUUUUGAAGUCGAUUAAAAAAUAUACAUGUCUUAUGAAAUUGCGGCUUGUUAGUAAGUAUACAAAAUAAUUGAACUUAUGCCACUUACAUCUCUUGGCGAUGGAAUUUCUUUAUAAAAUUUUAUUGUCUACUGCCAUUUUGUGGUGGUCUUUGCGUCCACGAAUGUGUUAAGAAAUAUCGUUGGUUUUCGAACAAAAAUGUUUAUUUCAUCAAAUGAAAUUUAACUACGUAAUUUAGAUCUGCUAUAAUUUAUUAAUUUUAAAACAAUUAUUUUCUAUUUUGUAACUUAUUAUCCUUUUCUAUUGUAACUUUUUAUGAGUUUGAUUUACUACUACAGCUACACGUAAAAUAAUACAUUUUGUUGAAUGUUGAAUCUUACCCCUUUUGUAAUAAAGUUUAACUUUGACGAGUAUAAAAAAUGUGCUUAGCCGACUAUACCAAGUGAAAAGUUCAUAACUAUUAGAGGCUAAAGUCCUUUUCAGAAUGUGUAUUUUUCGAUAUUUAGGUAACUAUAUUUUUGAGUUUGUAUACGGAAUGAAAAUAGUACAGUCGACGUUAUUUUUUAUUUUAUUUAUUUAACAAUGUUCUAACAAAAAUCAAUUGUAUACAUGCGCAGAAAGAUGCUAUUUUAACAAGCCAAUUAUUAUAGAGUAGUUAAGAUUACAUGUUUUUGUUACCAUUGUUUUCUUUUUCGCAUUGCAAUUGUCACAAAAGCUGUAACCAACGACGACUGUACCACAUUGGAACGCUUUGGGUGUUGUCCAUAGCGAAACGUAAGCUACUUGUACUGUUUGGAGACGCUUCUACUAUUUGUAAAGUUUAUAUGAAUAUAUGGCAAAUUAACAAUGAACAAA